This is a messenger RNA of Hyaloperonospora brassicae, 681 nucleotides long. Lineage: Eukaryota; Oomycota; Peronosporomycetes; Peronosporales; Peronosporaceae. The record is from the annotation of a GenBank genome assembly.
AUGACCGAGUACCUGCCCAAGACGAAUCGCACGUACAAGGAGAAGAGCUACUGGGACUCGCGCUUCGAUAGUGAAGAGUCGUACGACUGGCUGGUUCGCUUCGAAAACGUGGCGGAGUUACUUGCCAAGUAUGUGCGUCCAUCAGACCGCAUUCUAGUGGUCGGAUGCGGCAACUCGACGUUCAGCAUCGACAUGUACAACAGCGGCUUCCACCACAUCACCAACAUUGACUUUUCCAAGACUGUCAUUGAGCGCAUGAGCGCCAAGUACAGCAAGGAGCUGCUCGAGAUGAAGUGGAUCGAGGCGGACAUGACCACGUUGAGUAACGUCUUUGCACCUGGAAGCUUUGACGUGGUCAUUGACAAGGCUGCUAUGGACGCGCUCAUGUGCGACGAAGGCGACGUCUGGUCGCCCUCGGAAGUGGUGAUCAAGCAGGCUGCUGCCAUGUGCAGCGGCAUCACGUGCGUACUGGCGCCUCAGGGCACCUUCCUGCAGAUCUCGUUCGCGCAGCCGCAUUUCCGCAGACGCUUCCUGCUGGGCGAGGGCGAGCAAGCGCCUACUAGCACGGCGUACGACUGGGACUAUUCUUACCACAACAUCGACGUUGGUCUCGGAUACUUUUUCUACGUGCUGCAAAAGUGCAGCCAUGAGUGUGUAGCCAACCCAUCACCGCCUCAAUAG